Messenger RNA from Clarias gariepinus (North African catfish), 3176 nucleotides. RefSeq names its product FIGNL1 interacting regulator of recombination and mitosis (gene firrm). NCBI's taxonomy places the organism in Eukaryota, Metazoa, Chordata, Actinopteri, Siluriformes, Clariidae. The record is from RefSeq and is a predicted model, not a curated record. The transcript is spliced from 25 exons. Bases 160 to 3021 code for a protein of 953 amino acids.
AAAUUAAAAUAGACAGAUGUCGAAUCCUCUUUAGAUAGAGUUACAGCGCUGCUUUAUUAAGUGUCAUACGGUAUUCUGAGGCACCAGCGAGUAUUUUUUGAGCGACUUUCACCAAAAUACCGUGUCAGACAUGAGCACCUCCCCGCGGGUCAGAGCGGAAUGGUCUCGGCCACACCGCUGCGGAAAGAAGAGGGCGAUUUAAAACAGAAAGCGAGCAGGUUUUGUGCGUACACGGUAUUUAUUGAGGGAUUUUUAUGUUUUGUAGGUUCCUCUUAUGGGUUAAUGGUGUUGACUGUGAUGUCUCAGGCUGAACUACUGCAGGAGGUGGUGCAGUGGAGCCCGGGGACAUGUCAACAGCAGCUGAAGGGGGUCCUGCCAAAACUCAUCUCCAUUCAUCGUGACACAAACAGCUGGAAUGAGCACAUAAAUGUUCUGCAGAUUAUAGUAGACCUGUUUCUUCCUCAUCUCCCUCUGUCAGAAAUUGAGGAAGAAUGUUUCUCCAAAGUCCUACCCAAGGUGGUGGCGAUGUUUUCUGGUCUUUUGGAGGAGAUUUCCAAGCAAAUCGGAGACCUGUCCAGCCAGAACACUGAGAUGCAGUCGUUCCUCAGGAGUAUUCUGCAGAUGAUGGUGCAGACUUUGGAGGCUCUGUCUGCCUGUGUGCGUCACGUGUCUGCUCUUGGUGAGGCAGUCCCCCUGGACUCUAUCCGGUCUCUGCCCUUAUGUGUCCUCCAUGUCUUAAAGGACACUUUCCAGCACUGCAAGGAUAGUGAGGUUGUGUACAGCGGGAGACUGUCGCUAGUGGGGGAUCUGCUCCAGGGCCUGUUCAGAGAAGCCUACUCCCUGCAGAAGUGCCUAAUGGAGCUGCUGGAUAAGAUCAGACUGGUGAACAGUGCUUCUGAAGAGGAAGUAUCUGAUAUAGUCACAGUGAUUCACAGUUUGUUGGACAUAUGCUCAGUUAUAUCUAAUCUGGAUAUUGCUCUGCAUGCAAACACAUGGAAGGUCAUCAUCAAGCAGAGUGUGAAGCACCAGUCUCUGGUGGAGGAGCAGUUGCGGCACAGUGACCUUGUCACUUUGUUGUGUGAGGACAUGCUGGCCUCAGUGCAGAACUGUCUGGAGCUGGCUGAGCAGAUGCAGCAGUCAGGUCUGAAGGAAAUGCAGUGCCCUGAAUACAAGGUUUUCCAAAAAACCAUGAAGAUGUGCAGGUUUUUUGCCAACACAUUGGUCCAUUACAUAAAGGAAUUUAAUCCAUUUCUUUCAAAGUUCUGUAGUCGUUUUCACCAGUUGUACCUGCGAGUGCUCAGUAAAUUUCCUCCUUGCCCCUCAGCCCCAUCCGUUCCUGUUGGCAUGGGUGAAGAGCUGAGUAGUGCUAUUUUGGUUCCCAUGGAUGCUAUGCUGGCACAGCUUUUACCCAUGAGGUCUUUUGUUGAGAGUGUCCUGUCCGCGAACCACACAUACAGUCCGGAGCACGCUCUGCCACAGUGCCUCCUGCUGGUGAGUGUGUUGGGGAAGCUCAGCGCCCAGACGGAUGAGAUACGGUGUCUCUGGUAUGAUGGCAGUCAGUUCUCAGAGGAAACACUCAGGCUGUCUGUCUUUGAGGCAAUUUUUCUGAGUUUCCGCCAGUGUUUAUUAGAGAGGGCUGUUCCUGUACGGGUACCUGGGGUGAUGAUUCGUGGCCAGGCUCAGGGCUCAGUGAGCCUGCAACAGCAUGUGUGUGUGCACCUGUGUGGCUGUGUGGCAGCGCUGCCCGCUCGACACUUCCCAAAACUGGAGCGGUCAUUGUUAGACGCUGUGCUGCAGGCAGACACCCAGACGGCCGUAUUAGCCACUGACGUCUGGUGCUUUCUGGCACGAUAUGGCACUCCUGAGUUAUGUUUGCACCACGUUCUCCUCGUCGCUCACCUGAUAAAGUCAUGUUCGGGGGCGAGUUAUCAGUUGACUCAUUUGGGAUUGCUGCUGAGACGCCUGCUUUUUCUUAUGACUCCAAACCACCAGUUGGAGUUGGUUGAGUGUUUUUUGCCAUCUAAGGAAGAGAACCUGAGUGUGUGGAGUCCUGUGCUGCUAAGUAGUCUGUGCUCAGAUGUGCGUGCUCGUGUGGUGAGGGAGGUCUUGAGUAGCGCCCGAACUGCCCUUGAUGCUUGGCAGGCCACGGGAUGCCGGCUGGGGAAGAUACACACACUGAACAAGUCACUAAGUUGUUUGUUGGUGGUGGUCCGAGGCGAGCCCCUGCAGCCCGAGUGUACAACUUCUUCACUACAUAUUGUUCAUCAGCUGUGGAACUGCAUGGAUCCUGUCCAGAUUCAGACCCACCCCUCCCUUCAGUGUACCUUGAGGCUUCUUCUGUCCAUUUCAGGGAAGUUGAUAAAAAGUAUUGAACCACAGGCCAUAGUUCAGGGAUUUUCCUGUCUCACUGGCCUGAAUCUACAAAUGUGCCCGGAUGACUUGGUGCUGGCUGCUUUAGAGUAUUUGGCCUCCAUAGGGAAAGUGUACAUUCCUUCUGAUAUUCAGUUUCAGGUGCUGCCCCGACUCAGCUGCCUGUUCAGCACACUACUGAAUCACGAGUCCUGGCUGCUCCAUCAGCACACACUGGAAGCUUUUGCAAUGUUUGCUGAGGCCACCAAUCAUGAAGAGAUCCUCUCUCAAAGCCUGACCACAGAGGAGACAAAGAGCAAAGUGGUGAACUUCCUUAGUAAAAUCAUUGCAGGCCAGCAGGUGAUGGGAGUCCGCAUCGAGAGGCUGAGGGCUGAGGCAGCAGUGAUUGAAAAACACAGUGACAGACAGGAGAGAAGGGAAAUGACACCUGAACAAACAUCUGUUGCUGAGCCAUCUGCCAAGCGCCCUCGGCAGGAGUCCUGUACAGAGGACGAGUACGAGCGCUACCUCACGGCAGCGGAAAGUGCUCUGAGGGCACUGCAGGGUAUCGAAGGUGCAGCUUUUCCCCUUCCACAGUGGGUAACAUCAAGACUGCAAGCCUUACAAACACUGAUCACAGAAAUCAGCAGCAAUGGUCCCCAUCCAUCCUAACAAUGAAUCUCAGCAGCUUAUCCUGGUUCUCUCAGUUUCUCUGGAUGUUUCAGCUGUAAUUAAAUAAUGCCACUAAGAGAACAUUUUUAAAAAGUUAGUUUUUUUGUAUUAACUUUCUCUCUACUAUUUGUACAUUAAAUGUAUAUCUCACCUAA